Molecule: messenger RNA, 1376 nt
Organism: Bipolaris maydis ATCC 48331
Lineage: Eukaryota; Fungi; Ascomycota; Dothideomycetes; Pleosporales; Pleosporaceae
Source: RefSeq, a predicted model, not a curated record
ACCACAACGUUCUCUGGGGAAUCUGGCUCUAUGCCACGCGGAUCGGUAAAUGUAUCUAGUAAUUGACCAUUCUUCGUUAAAUCCGUCAACUGGGUUGACAUCUGACGUGUUUUGAAACGGGUCGUUUCUAGCGGGUGAGAAAAGCCGGAUCUUCCGAAGACCAGAAGGAGGGGAUAUAGUUUUCCAAUACUUUAUCAAUAAGGCCAUCACCGUCAUCUUACAAGCUUAACCAUCAACAUACGAUCCGUCCAGGAAACCACGAGACAAGAUGGGUAACCAAUUCAGCCAGAUGUUCCCCCCAGCACCUACCUUCACCGAAGACUCGUUGCCCGACCUCAAAGACAAGGUCUUUAUCGUGACCGGCGCCUCAGCUGGCAUAGGCAAAGAUCUAGCCCGCAUCCUCUACUCGCGCAAUGGUACCGUAUACGCUGCUGCGCGCUCAUCGGAGAAAUCAACCGCAGCACUCGCGUGGAUUAAAGAGCAGCACCCAUCCUCUGCAGGCAAACUAACCCAUCUCCACCUCGACCUCAACGACCUCGAAGGCAUAAAACCCUCUGUUGAAAAUUUCCUCGCCCAGGAAUCCCGUCUAGAUGUGCUCAUCAACAACGCAGGCGUCAUGCUGACCCCGCAAGGCUCAAAAACAAAACAAGGUUACGAACAGCAGCUCGGGACCAACUGCGUUGCCCCGUUUCUUUUCACAAAGCUGCUUACUCCGCUGCUGGUUGCGACGGCCAAGAAGGAAUCUGCGGGGAGCGUAAGGGUGGUGUGGGUGUCGAGUGCGGCGGCGCAUGUAGGUGCGCCAAAGGGAGGGGUAGAUAUGCAGAAUCUGGAUUACAAGAAGGAUGCUGGAGCGCCUACAAAGUAUUCGGUUAGUAAGGCAGGGAAUGUGUUGCAUGCUACGGAGUUUCAACGGCGGUAUGGCGGGGAGGGUGUGGUUAGUGUGUCACUCAAUCCUAGAAAUGUCGGUACAGAUCUUACCAGGUAUACGCCUAAGUGGUUGAAGUUGAUCUUCCUGCUCAUAUUAUACCCACCUGUAUAUGGUGCAUAUACGGAGCUUUUUGCGGCGCUGGCGCCCGAAGCUGCGAAGCUCAAGGAGAGCGAGUGGAUUGUGCCUUGGGGACGCGUGGUGGGGUUGAGACAGGAUUAUUAUUCUGAGCAGGGCAAAGAGAAUGCAAAGGCGUUUUGGGAGUGGAGUGAGCAGCAGGUUAACGGUAUGCGUGAGAUUUGGAAGGAUGCGACGAAAGUGUGUCUAGGACGGCAAUUUUUUGAGCGUUUUUGAUUUUCGUGGCCAAAUUGUAGUAUGGAGUUCGAUAAGACAAAGAUUAGAUGACGGAGCUCAAGAAAACAUUAUACAAUCAGACUGUUCACAUGCGUAG